Messenger RNA from Pseudo-nitzschia multistriata, 2915 nucleotides. NCBI's taxonomy places the organism in Eukaryota, Bacillariophyta, Bacillariophyceae, Bacillariales, Bacillariaceae. The record is from the annotation of a GenBank genome assembly.
CAGUGCAGGGACUCACCCAUCUUUCUCUGUCCUCCAAAACCAAAGCAACCACAAUCUGGAAGAAUACGUUAAAGCACCGAGACGCCUGGCCUCUCUCCCCGAUAAGAUAUAGCAGAGGCGACAACGGGAUGAGCGACAACGGCUACGAAUCGGAAAUGAUUGCCACGACUAGUGCUACCUCCUCGUACCAGAGGGUAUCCACCCGCGACGAGGCGAACAGCGGCGACGCCUCUGCGGACUUUCACGACGAGGACUCCGGAUCAUCGCGUGCCGACGACGAUGCCRACGAAACUCCCGGCCAGGGGUUUUUGGCGGCAGCCCUGCCGUCCUCCUCGUCCGCGAGGCACCCCCUCGCCAACUUUUUGGUCAUGUCCUUCCUGUUCAGCGCCAACCACGGGUGCGUCGUCAGCUGCAUGGCGCUCGCCUCGGCGCGGCUGGGCUCGGUGGGGGCCUGGCAGUCCGGCCUGCUCAUGUUUUCCUAUGCGGCCUCCUCCCUGCUGGGGGCGACGUACGCCGUCAAGACGAUGGGGGCCCGGAACUCCCUGGCGCUGGGAAUGCUCUGCUACUGCGCCUACGUGGGAUGUUUCUGGAUAGCGGCCCACGUGGACGAGACCGACGUGGAUCGGAGGGCCGUUGUUGCCUAUACCGGGGCGCUCAUUGGGGGCGUGGGUGCCGGCUUUUUGUGGACGGCCCAGGGGACCUAUUUUGGCCUGGCCAGCCAGGACUACGCGUCCAGGGCGAGCCGGAGCAGCGACGGCGGCAACGGGGACGGGGAAUCCGAGGCCGAGUGGCUGUCGGCCACCACGGCCCGGUUUGCCGGAUACUUUGCCUUUUUGUAUCUCACGGAGGAGCUCUUCCUGCGGCUGCUGUCCUCGGCCCUUCUGCAGCUGGAGCUGGCCUCYUGGGGGGCCAUCUUUGGAAUCUACACCCUCAUCACGGUAGCUUCUGCGGUGGCCGUGCCCUGUUGGGUGCACGACUACCCCGCAGAGGACGCUACCAGCCAUCGGCCGGACGAGAACCACAGCAGCAACGGGGACGAGGGCGAAAACGAGAUCGAGAUCGAUGGCGGCGAUCGUGUUGUCGACCACAAGAAMAGCAUCUUCUACAAGGUGACGGUAGCCUUCUACCUCCUCCGGGACGAUCCCAAGAUGAAGUACAUGAUCGGCCUCAACGCCGUCUUUGGCUUUGUCGCGGCCUUUCUAAACUCCUAYGUCAACGGGCAGGUCGUUCCGGUCGCCCUCGACGACCCCGACUCCAAGUACAUCGGGGUGCUGAACUCCAUGGUAUCGGCCGUGGCCGCCGCCGCCAGCCUCGUCUUUGGAAAACUGGCSGCGUCGUCGAGUGGCGGCGGCGAAGGGGGCAUCGGRGCCAAGGGCGCCAUUCUUGUGUUCGGGGCCCUCUGCUUUGGCGGGGUGGUCCUCCCCUUUUGCAUCCAGCCGGACGCGGCCGCCUACGCUUGGCCGUCUCUGAYCGUCGUCUAUGCCCUGCACGGGCUGGGCCGGGCGACCUUCGAGGGGACCCUCCGGUCGACCUUUGCCGAUUAUUUCAGGGAAGAAAAGGAAGGAGCCUUUGCCAACAUCAUCUUCCAGAACGGAGUUGCCAGCGGGAUCGGCUAUAUUCUGACCUUCUCGCUGGUCUGYGAUACACCGAGCAGGUACUGCAUCGAAUACAGCGACGGAAGGCUCCACGACGUCCUGACCUUUGAGCUCGUGGCGCUGGUGUCGGUGGUGGUGGCCAUCGGGGGCUACCUCCGCGCCUCGCACCUGCACCGGGCGGAGCAAGAACGAAGAGCGGGCGACGGAUACGGCUACUCGCGGCUCCGCCGCGAAGCGGCGCACGGGGACGGACGGGGYGGUGCCGCGGGGCUGCUGCGGGCCAGCGAGAACGGGGUUCCCGCAUAGACCGUGCGGUGCGGWGCGGAGCGCAACGCGGGGAACGCCAUGCCGCCGGGCAGGUCCGCCCGCCGAUUGGWAAUCGAUCGGUCCGGCAGGAGAGCAGCCGCGAAACCACUUGGGGCGGGCGAUGGAAACUGGACAAAACUACACCGUGCAUACCGACUAUAGUAUGAUUUAUGAUCAAUAGGUAGAAAGACUCGUUUGUCGUUUGAUGGAAUUAGAUCCCUGCAUAGUGAAUUCUUGUUUCACAGCAAAGUACUUCUGCCCAUGAAGCCGGUCGGUUCCACGUUUUCCGUAGCAAGAAGAUCACCACAAGCGUGGACGAGCGUCGACUUCGUAUACGCUCCGACUGGGGUGGUAACCAAGUGGAGUUCGAGGRAGCCGGGCGUGUCCAGCAGUGACAAGGWCUUGAGGUUCCMCCUGGUUUUGGCUGCACUUCAUGGUGGGUGGAUCGUUCCGUACUAGUCACACACAGCAUGCCAACAACUCRCAACGGAAGAAGCACGACAGGCAAGCGACGACGCGGCCUCUUGGUUUCGUUUGGUCGAAAAAUGACAUGGCUCCAUCCGCGUAUCGCAUCAYGAUGCUUCGCAACGGAUUGCAUUGGCAUCGUAUUCCUCUUGGAUCUAUUUUCUUUUGCGCUUUUUAGCAGAUAAUUUUUGCUCCUCGCAUUCGAACUUCUUUAGGGAAAAGACGCGGCUGUUUCGAAAGUCGGGUUGUCCAAAGAAGAGAUGCGCCCAUCGAUUCUUCCURUUUUUGUUUUUGGUGUGGACCUUAUUGCGGGGGAUAUUGUUCGGGGUGGUCGAGGRAGCAGUAUUCUUGCUCGUAUCGAUAGCAGUAUCUUUGUUUGCAGCAUGGGUAGCAUCGGCCGCAACCUUCGGUUCUUCUCCUUGUCCUUUGUCCCAACGGUCACGCUUCCGGUUUGAUUGCUCGGCAUCGAUACCGAUUCUGCUGUYCUGAUCGACGAAAUCGACAUUAGAAUCACGGCUGGCAACAUCAGCCGCCGAAGCUAUCUGACGC